AUGCAGCAGAUUGAGCCGAUGGCUGCUAGUGUACCAUUCAUGGUAUGCCCGGGAAACCAUGAACAACACAAUAUGUUCAGUCAUUACUCGCAGCGCUUUCGCCUUAUGCCGAGCAACGAAAUAGAAGGUGUGCAAAGUGUUCACAUUGGUGGACGGUCACAAGAUGCAAAGCCCAAGAAGGUGCCAAAUAACUGGUUCUAUUCCUACGACGUAGGGCUCGUGCACUUUACAGUAAUCUCUACCGAGAUUUACUUUAAGAAAACCCUUGACGUGGACGGAGACGUGAUCGCACGGCAAAAAGCCUGGCUGGAGCAAGAUCUUGCCAAAGCCAACGCAAACCGGGAACAGACGCCCUGGCUUGUAGUUAUUGGUCAUCUUCCCAUGUACUGCACCUCUGACAGCACAAACUGCGGUGAUAAGGCGGCAAUGCUGCGGGACAAGCUUGAAGACAAAUUUUACAUGCACGGAGUCGAUCUUUACCUUUGUGGACACCAGCACAACUACGAGCGAGCUUUUGAUGUAUACAAGUCUCAGACAUGGAAGCGUACUCACAAUAUGCGGGCCACUACGCAUAUUCUCACUGGUGCGUCAGGUCAAUACUUGACGUCUAUUAUGAGAAAAGCGUUUGAAAGACCAAGUGAGGUUUGGGACGCUUUCCGCAACUCCAUCUUUGGGUACUCGCGCAUGGAGGUUGUGAAUGCAACACAUUUACACUGGCAGCAGGUAGAAGCAGACCCUGAGAAUCCAGCAGCACGGGGGCUUUACGGUCAAGUGAUUGAUAACGUGUGGCUUGUACAAGAGCGACAUGGUAGCUUUAACUGUUUACCGUAA
This is a messenger RNA of Peronospora belbahrii, 831 nucleotides long. NCBI's taxonomy places the organism in Eukaryota, Oomycota, Peronosporomycetes, Peronosporales, Peronosporaceae. The record is from the annotation of a GenBank genome assembly.